AUGGUCGCUCCGCUGACUUCCAAGCCAUCAAAGACUACGGUUCCACCCAUACCAAUCUUGAAAAAACCAAAGCUGGCUACCACGAACGUACAAACGAAGCGAAAUAUAACAUCCAUGGACCUCAGCUUGUCUCCGUCUUCGUCGAUCCCCUCAGAUCCGAGCGACAUGUGUCCGAGUCCGAAGAAGCGCGCUCGAGUGCAGUUUCAGUCGGAGGUGGAAGUGCAUGAGAGAUAUAAUGAUGAAAACCGACCAGAGAAGAGCGCGGCUGUAAUCAGGGAAGAAGUGCGCAGAGCUAUCCAGCGACAUGUCUCGGCUUCGGACAGUGAGGCUUACGACCGAGUCAAGGAGAUCUUCUCUGCGGAUCCCAGGCACCGGGACAAUGAUGGACUGUUUCCAUAUGGAGUACCCACUCGUACAACAUUGAAGUACCACCUCAUGGGCUUGCUGUCAAAUGUCGCUGCGCUCGAUCGUUCCUGCAGUGGGCUGGUCAACGCGGUGUUGGGCAGUGAAUGGCUUGGCCGUGACGAGUCGUAUGUGAAGCUGUACAUUCGAUUUUUGGGCAAUUUGGCAGCGGCUCAGGGGAUGUAUCUCAGUGUGGUAUUGCGGAUGCUGGUCAGUUAUCUGGGUGAAGUGCCGAAGGGCACGGGCAAGAUUCCCGGGUACCCUAUCGUUCAUGUGUCGGAGAUCUAUACUAGAGUUCAUAUGGCUUUACGCCAUGUCUUGCAGUUAAUUCCUGCUGGGAGCGGGGCGUUGUCUCCGAUUCUGGCGGCACAGUUUCCUUUCGACACGGAUUCAGCCAAAGCAAAUAUUGCAUACACGCGCAACCUCAUUCGGGUCAUCGGUUACACUCCCGAGUUGCAGGCGGACGUACUGGCACUUAUUACCGAGAAGCUGGUCAAGAUCGAUGUCCAGAUCCAGGUCGACAUGGAGGAUUUCGAGGACGAGGUGGGCGAAGAUCUCGUGGAAGAUGUGUCUCCUGAAGAUGACGAACUUGACGAUGAGGAUGCCGAUGACAAUGAGUCGGUCGCCAGCCAUGAGUCUCUGGAUGCUGAGUCUCAGCGCAUUAAGACAAUCAAGGAUAACAUCUGCAAAAUUGAUGGCAUGAUUGAUGCUCUUUUCGAAUUCUAUGCGCCGCCGUUCAUCUCGGGUAGCUUGGAUGAUCAGGAAAAUGCAUUGGAUCUUCUUCUGAGUCACUUUCAGAGCAUCAUUCUCCCUACAUACCGCUCUCGCCAUUCUCAAUUCCUUCUGUUCCAUUUCUCGCAGUCUUCUCCGGUUUUGGUCGAUCGUUUUGCCACCACUUGCGUUCAACUUAUCAUGAACAAGCUGCAGCCGGGCGUUAUGCGUCAGUCUGCGGCGGCAUACCUUGCUAGCUUCGUUGCCCGAGGCGCUCAUGUUUCUGGGGAGGUCGUCCGUGAUGUCUUUGACUUGCUGGGAACACAUCUGGGAAACAUGCGGGCCGACUAUGAAGUCAACUGCCGUGGCCCUGACCUCCGCAGAUAUGGCGCAUUCUACUCAGCAGCCCAGGCUCUGUUGUACAUUUUCUGCUUCCGUUGGCGUGACCUGACAACUGCGGCAUAUGAUGGUGAGAGCGAUAGCCAACUUGAUGAACUCGACCCAGAAGAUGUUACCUUCCCUCCGCCUAUCAAAGAAGUCCUCCACAAGGCGAUUUACUCCAAGCUCAACCCACUUAAAGUCUGCUCACCGGCUAUCGUGUCCGAAUUCGCACGUAUCGCCCACCACCUGCGCCUGCUGUAUGUAUUCCCACUCCUGGAGACAAAUAAGCGUCUCCGCAUCUCCUCCUUCCGGAGUUUGUCUGCCAUGGCAGAUCCCCGCUACAGCCAUGUUGAGCGGGAGAUCCGAGCCGGUGACGAUCUGGGAUACCAGCUCGACGCGUACUUCCCAUUCGAUCCGUACCAGUUGCCGCGCAGUCGGCGUUGGCUGGAAGGCGAUUAUGUCGAAUGGCGGGGGAUUCCAGGCAUGGAUGACCGAGACGAUGAGUCGGAUACUGAUACAGACAGUGACGCUGAUGACGAAAGUCUGGAUGAGUACGAUCUAGAAGAGAUGGGGUCUGAAGAUGAAAUAAGCUUCGAAAAGUAUCUGGACAGCUCUGAUCCAUAG
Monascus purpureus is the source of this 2118-nucleotide messenger RNA. NCBI's taxonomy places the organism in Eukaryota, Fungi, Ascomycota, Eurotiomycetes, Eurotiales, Aspergillaceae. The record is from the annotation of a GenBank genome assembly.